UACACGCUCACACGAAUCAGCCUUGGUUCAUCCCAGACGACGAAUCUUGCAUAUCGCAAUGGGAGGCGCUGACAGAGCAGGAGGCAAGGCUAAGCCUUUGAAGGCCCCGAAGAAAGCCCCCAAAGCCGAGUUGGACGAAGAAGAUAAGGCGUUCCAGGAGAAGCAGAAGGCUGAUGCAAAGGCAAAGGCCGAGCUGGCGGCAAAAGCCUCGGGGAAGAAGGGGCCUCUCAAUACCGGCAGUCAGGGUAUCAAGAAGAGCGGAAAGAAAUGAGCGACUCUACGAUCUGGAGUGUUGUGCGUGAGAUGGUUGAGCAGUCGAUUUUCUUGGAUAACACGGCGUUGAUGGCAUUAAGAGGAUACAAGGCUGAGCAUGGGAUCGGCUAAAGCAUGGCCUUGGGAGUCUGACGAAUAUACGAUACACACUGCAGUGGCCUUUGUCGUUGGUUUUUCUGUAGUCAUGAUACGAAGCAGGAUCAGGAUUCAACCUCGCUUGCACCACCCCUUUCAUGCAAGUCGCAUUUCAUUGCUGUCAUGCCGAGGCUCAUAUCUCACCCGGUCAAGUUCCUACACCUCUGCCAGCAACCCUGGAUCCUUUACGAGAGCUGUUGGAUGUAGACGGGCUAAAACAGCCACGCGGAGUCCCAAAGGCCGGGUCAACCAAAAGUUUUGCUGGGUAUUCUGGCCGCCAUUUGCUCCCUUGACUUCUCUG
Molecule: messenger RNA, 709 nt
Organism: Hyaloscypha bicolor E
Lineage: Eukaryota; Fungi; Ascomycota; Leotiomycetes; Helotiales; Hyaloscyphaceae
Product: translation machinery associated TMA7
Exons: 3
Coding region: 59-271 (70 amino acids)
Source: RefSeq, a predicted model, not a curated record